Molecule: messenger RNA, 5738 nt
Organism: Brassica napus (rape)
Lineage: Eukaryota; Viridiplantae; Streptophyta; Magnoliopsida; Brassicales; Brassicaceae
Product: GDSL esterase/lipase At5g45910-like
Exons: 6
Coding region: 2158-3300 (380 amino acids)
Molecular function (GO): hydrolase activity, acting on ester bonds
Source: RefSeq, a predicted model, not a curated record
GAGAGUAGAUCACAUGUUCUGAACGACACUGUCAAACUUUGUAGUCGAACCCAUUCAAUUUCAAGUGUUUAGUAAAUAGUUCAUCCGUUUCAUUUAGCUGUGUUUUACGUUUAUUCACACAGAUUAAAAAAUAUUUAAUUUUAUAUAUUUUCAAAAUAAAAACAUAAUUACAUUACAUAUACAUUUAACAUAUUUCAACAAAUAAAAAAUAAACUACAGAAUAUUGUUAAUAAAUUUUGUAUUGAAAUUAAAAAACAACACUUGUUUUUAAACGGAAAUUUCACUUUACAACCAUAAUUAAACUGAAAUGAAAGGAGUAAUAAACAAUUUGCUUUGUUAAAUUAAUAAAUAAAUAUUAAUUUUGAGUAAAGUGAAAGAAAACGUUAAACAUGAAUUCUAACUAUAAAAACCUUAUAUAUAAGACAAAAACAUGAGAUUCUAUAAAUUUACCAUAUUUAUUUACUUAUCGAGAAUAAGUAUUAAUUUAUAGAUUUGGAUUGUAUAACCCACAAAAUUCUUAAGUGAUUUCUUGUAAUAAGUAGGGUAAAGAAGAUUUUCCGUACUAUACAUAUCAAGUUACUUCCUUAUUUUGUAAAAGUACACUAAUUUAUAAAUACACACAAAGUAAAAUUCCUAGAUUUUACAAUAUAUUUUUAUUUAUGAAUAAACAUUAUAUAAAUAAAUAUUAAAUCAAUGACAAUAAAUUAUAAUUUAAAAAUAAAAAUAGAUAUUAAAAUUAACUAAUAUUUAUAUUAUACUAUAAUCUAAUAAAACUAGUUAUAAUUGAUAUAUUAAUAUUAUAAAUUUUGAUAGAUUAUUUCAUCAAUUUUGAAAUAUAUUAAUCAAAUACGAAAUUUUUUUAACAAAUACAUUAACUCGUUUAUAUUAAAUUUCUAUAAAGACAAAAUUUAACCAAUGUGAGAUAUGUUACAAAUUGUACUACUCUAUUUUGUUUUAAUUUAGUAAAAACUAAAAUAAAUGUGUGACACAACAAAUGAAUAAACGGUUUUACUUUUAUUAUUAUAAAUUUAUAUUUAUAUAAAAUUUACAUUUAACUAACAAAUAUUAUCAAAAAAUUAUAUGAAGAGAUGUUAUUCCAUAAAACAUAAAUAUUAUAAAUCAAUGCAGUAUAUUAAACUUGCAAUGAAUAUUAUAUUUAAAUAAAAUAUUAUUACUAAACUAUGAUACUGUGUUAGUACAUUUUAGUUAAUAGAAUAAAAAUAUUUUUUUAAAAAAUUCUAAGAUAAAUUAAUCUUUACGAAUCCUAUAUAUGAAUAUAUAAACAUCUUAAGUUAACGCUUUUGUAUUUCAAGAAUUUAAGGCUGAAAUCUAAAUUUAUAUACAUGUAAUAAAAUGAAAGAUACAUUUUCAUAAAUUAUUUAAUAUAUUUAAAUAUUUAAGUUAAAAAUCUGUAUAGAAUAGUAAUUAUAUUUUUUAAUUAUAAACUUAAAUUUUCAAAAAUAAUUAAGAUAUAUAAUAUACACAAAUUUAAAUUAAAUAAUAAAAACAUUUAAAUACAAAAGUUAUGGAUGCUUUCAAGUAAAUAAUUUUUGUAAUAAAUUAUUUUGUACUUUGUCUCGUAGUUCAAAAUCUAGUUAUUUUUUUUUUGUUUUAAUAAAUUAGCUUUUUCAUUUUGAUUUCGCUUUAGGAUUUUGGACCUUCUGGUAUACGAUUGUUUCAGGAAAUGUAAUAUUUUAAUAUGAUAUAGGACUUUUUGAAGUUGUAUUUUUUGUCUAGAUAUGAAGAUAAUUUCAUUUAAUAUGGCUGGUUAGAAAUUAAGAAAAAUUCUCAUAUUUUGUUAAUUCAACUUUGUUAUUAUUAUUAGUUGUUUUGAUUCCUGUGUGUACAGUUUUAGUCUUUUAGAAGCAUUUAAUCUCAGCUUUUAUUAGUAUAGAAAUCUUUACUACGGCACCUAACCCUAAUUCUUGUAGGUUGCCUGUUUCUGCUUUAUCAUUAUAAGGCUUAUUUAUCAAUCAACAAGAAAAUAACAACGUUACCGAACAAAAAGGUCACAUGCGUAUUUCUAACGUUAAACACUACAGUUAUGAAAAAUUUAUGAUCUCAUCUCAUAAGUUUCAGUAUAAAAACUUACUUCGAAUGUUCAUGCAUGCAUAAAUUAUAAAACAUCAAACUAAGUAAAUAAAAAAGACCGAUAAAAUGAAAAUCAAUAUGCUGGUCAUUGCUGCAUUCUCCUUUUUAAUCGCCGCGAGGUCACUACCAGUGAAACCAACGCUUAACUACGAGUCCAUAUUUAAUUUUGGAGAUUCUUUAAGCGACACUGGAAAUUUUCUUAUCUCCAGUGAUGUGAGCUCUCCGUCCAUCGGUAGACCACCAUACGGUCAAACUUUCUUUAACCGUUCAACCGGCCGUUGCUCUGACGGACGUCUCAUCAUUGAUUUCAUUGCUGAGGCAAACGGAUUACCGUACGUUACACCAUAUCUCCAAAGCGUGCGAACAAACUUUUCGGUGGAUUUCAAUAAAGGAGCAAAUUUUGCAGUGGCCGGAGCAACGGCGAAUGACUUUAACUUUUUGAAAGAAAGAGGUCUUUCAGUAACAUUGUUGACGAAUAAGACAUUGGAUGUUCAGCUUGAUUGGUUCAAGAAAUUGAAACCUUCUCUCUGUAAAACAAAGCCAGAUUGUGACCAAUAUUUUAAGAAAUCUCUAUUUUUCGUGGGAGAAAUUGGUGGAAACGAUUAUAAUUACCCUCUAUUAGCAUUUCGGAGUUAUAAACACGCCAUUGAUUUGGUACCAUCCGUCAUUAACAAGAUCAUCAACGUCACAAGCGCCUUGAUAGAGGAAGGUGCAGUGACGCUGGUGGUUCCGGGAAACCUUCCGAUCGGUUGUUCGGCGGUUCUGUUAGAGCGAUUCAGUGAUGAUAAUAGAUGGCUCUAUGACACAAGGAACCAUUGUCUUAAGCCGCUGAACAAUAUUGCCAAGCUUCACAAUACUAAGCUCCAGGAAGGCCUUGUGACUUUAAGGCAAAAGUACACUCAUGCUAAGAUUAUCUAUGCUGAUUAUUACGGUUCAGCUAUGCAAUUCUUUAACUCACCUUCCAAAUACGGUUUUACUGGAAGUGUCCUAAAGGCAUGUUGUGGAGGAGAAGAUGGAAGAUACAACGCAAAACCAAACGUAAAGUGCGGCGGAAAGGGUUCAACGACUUGUGAAAACCCAUCAACGUAUGCAAAUUGGGAUGGAAUCCACCUAACCGAGGCGGCAUACCGCCACAUUGCAACUGGUCUCAUCUCUGGCCGUUUCACCAAACCUUCUCUUAGUAACAGUUCAUCAUUUUCCAAGUUCUAAUUUAGUCACACGAAAUAUAUAAGCUUUAAUGGAAACUCCUUUGUAACGAAUAAUUAAUUGGUAUAAACUCAAGUGCUUAGCGCAAUGCCGAACGUUCUAUUUAUGUUUGAUUAUUCAGACUAUCUCACAUUUGGUUAUCCAAAAAUAAUGUAAAAACCACUUGCAAUUUUUUUAUGCUUUUUAUUCUAUUUACAAAUUUGGGAACCUAAUCUUUCUUAGGUUUUUAUCCUAAUAUAUUGAGGAUCUCAUGUGUAAAUAGUGAAAUAAUUCGUUGUGGGUAAAAUGAAACAAUAACUAAAAGCAAAUUAACUCGAUCAAACAAAGAGAUUAUAUAUAAUCAAGAUUAAUAUUUCUAUGAUUUGGUCGGCCGAACAAGCCGAUUUAAGAUCAUUGAUUUUUUCCGGAUAUAAGCUGAUAAAAAUAUUAGUAUUUAGCGUAUAACGAAUCAGAAUCCAGGAUGGAGAUUUCCGGUUCGAUCGGUCUGGUAUUGAAACCAGAUCCACUUGUCCUCUUACUCCAUGGGGCAUUGAACAGAACAACAAUGUUGGUACAUUCGAUGUUCCUCUUUAAUUAAUAUUUAGUGUAAACAUUUUAGUUUAAUUAUUAUAUUUUUAAACUGGGGCACUUUCCCAAUACUUUAAAUGGUAAAGUAUGAACUCUCUCUCUUUUAUACGGAGUAUUUUAGUAAUCCUUGCAAGGGUGGCAUUUCUCGUCUCCUUCAUUUUCUUCUCCGAGAAACCUCAUAAUCCUUGCGAGAAAGCAAAAGGAAAACAAUCUUUGCUUACCUUCUCUUUUUAAGUUUUGGUCAAUUUCUGGUAACUCAAUUUUCAAUGGAAAAAGUAUCAUUUGGACUACGGCGGUGACGAACCGUGUUGCUUUUCUGCCUCUUAGCUGUAUGUAACUCUCUCAUCACUAUAUAUAGACUUUGUUCUUUAACUUGCGCUUGUUAUCUUACUCGUGCGCACGUAAAUUUUAUUUUAUUUAUAUGUGUAAACAAAUUUAUAAACUACAGUUUUAUUUACUUGUUUCGUUGCUUCUGUUUGAGAUAUUAUAUUCCUUAUAAAUAUUAUAAUAAUAUGCUCUUGAACUGUUUCUUUCAUAAUUAUAUAUAUAGAAAUGGAGCUAUUGGCCCUGUUCCCUGUUGGACUGAUUCAUUACUAAUCACGUAUUAAUUUACUUGCUAAUCUGAAAGAAACAACAAAUAUUAAAUAAAAAAUCCACAGUAAAUUAAAUGUGGGCCCUCCACAUGAGCAACGCGUACGAUCUCCUCUUUUUUUUGUUCUGUACGCGUUAUCGCCAGCUUAAAUAUUUAUUGCAAUUGUUUACAAAGAAACGCUUCUCUCUAUUAAACACUAUCUCUGUUUUCAAAUUCAGUUUCACUUUCAAUCACUUCUUCGUUUGUUUCUCAGUUACUUUUGCAGAAUCAAUCUCUCUCUCUCUCUCUCAAAUGGCUGAACGAGUCCAUCCCGCUGAUUCACCACCGCAGAGCGGCCAAUUCUCCGGCAAUUUCAGCUCCGGCGAGUUCCCGAGAAAACCAGCUCCACCACCCGCCACUUACGUGAUCCAAGUCCCCAAGGAUCAGAUCUACCGCGUCCCCCCGCCGGAGAACGCGCACCGUCUGCAACUCCUCUCCCGGAAAAAGCCCAAUCGCAGUCGCUGCAGGUGCUGUUUCUGCUACUUCCUCGCCGCAAUUUUCACCCUCGCCGUCCUCGCCGCAAUCUCCUUCGCCGUUCUCUACGCCGUCUUCCGUCCCGAAGCUCCGAAAUACUCCGUCGAGGGAUUCUCGGUCUCAGGCAUCAAUCUGACGUCCCCGUCUCCGAUUUCUCCCAGAUUCAACGUCACCGUCAGGUCGCGUAACGGUAACGGAAAGCUCGGGAUCUACUACGAGAAAGGGAGCAGUGUGGAUGUUUUCUACGGAGACGUCGAUCUCUGUAACGGCGCGUUGCCGGUGUUUUACCAGCCGGCGAAUAAUGUGACGUUGGUUAAGACGGCGUUAACUGGAUCGGGGAUUCAGUUAAAUAGUGGCGCGCGGAAGGAGAUGCGUAAUGAGCUGAGUAAGAAAACGGUGCCGUUUAAGGUGAGGAUUAAAGCGCCUGUGAAGAUUAAGGUUGGUUCGGUUAAGACGUGGACGAUAACCGUUAAAGUUAACUGCGAUGUUACGGUGGAUAAGUUGACGGCACCGUCCAGGAUUGUGUCGAGAAAGUGCAGCCAUGAUGUGGACCUUUGGUGAUUUUCUAAUUUUUUUAUCCAAAAACUGCAAAUGACAUUAAAAAAAAAACGAGAGUACAGAGGCUGUUUUGGAUUAUAGGAUUUUACUGAAUGUUUUUUUGUUAUUGAUUGCGUUUUAAUGUUUUUUUAUGAAUCAUACAUACAUUGUGAAUUUGUGAUUGCAAAUGAGGAAAUUUUCCAAUUUGAACUUAUUUAAUAUUAGUUGAAAA